This is a messenger RNA of Lolium perenne, 564 nucleotides long. RefSeq lists its product as uncharacterized. The record is from RefSeq and is a predicted model, not a curated record. Lineage: Eukaryota; Viridiplantae; Streptophyta; Magnoliopsida; Poales; Poaceae.
AUGUCCGGCGUCAGGGAGUAUGACACAUACAUUAUGUGCAAGAAAGAUUGCACCGACUUGUGGGGGUUCUCAUCAGUUCAGAAGUGCACGGCUGCAAUGCGUUGUUUUGCAUACGGAGCACCCCCAGAUGUAGGUGAUGAUUAUAUGUGCAUGAUAGAGUCGACAUGCUUCGAGACUGCUCAUAUAUUUUGCAGGGCAGUGAUUGCAGUGUUUGAGUCAGACUAUUUAAGGGCACCAAAUAAAGAAGCUUUCUUCGACAUAGGAGGAACUCACAACGAUAUCAACAUCUCGCAGGGCUCUCCUAUGUUUUCAAGUCUAGAUGAGGGACAUGCUCUACUGGUCAACUUCGAGAUCAACAGCCAUGCAUACAACAAGGGAUACUAUCUAGAAGCAUGUCGCAAGGAUGUAGAGCGGGCAUUUGGCGUGCUCCAACUGCGUUUUGCCAUUGUUCGGUACCCUUCUCUCACCUGGUCGGAGUCUCAAAUGUGGGAAGGACCUCUUGUUCAGGUUGAGCAGGUACCGGCCCAGUUUCCUGCUUUCCUCCGGAUGCAUGAAGAAAUCUAA